Trichosporon asahii var. asahii CBS 2479 is the source of this 1422-nucleotide messenger RNA. RefSeq lists its product as uncharacterized. Lineage: Eukaryota; Fungi; Basidiomycota; Tremellomycetes; Trichosporonales; Trichosporonaceae. The record is from RefSeq and is a predicted model, not a curated record. Bases 1 to 1422 code for a protein of 473 amino acids. The transcript has a single exon.
AUGUACUUCCCGCCCAUGAGUCAUGUCCUAGGGGUGAUGGUGGACCACCCCGAAUUCACGGACGAGGUCGCCAUGGACAUGUACGGCGCGUUCGACAACUGCACCAUCGCCAUCAUGACGGAGAGCGACCUCAUGCCUGCAUUCGGCCUGGCAACGUCGGUCCAGUGCAACGCUCUUGGCACUGUGUCGAACGGCAACGCCAAGCUGACACUGGCGGCGCUCAACGGAGCUACGAUCUUAUUCCUCGGGUGCCUGCUCCUGCAAGAGGAGAACGCUGUACACAAGCUACUCAACAUGAAGGUCAUCAGCCUCGUCAUUCUGAAGGACAUGUCGGACCAUGGCCUAGGCUGGCUCGUCCAGCCCCGCGACGCGGGCUCCAUCAUCAGUCGCUGGCUUGAGAAGACGACAUGCAACCCAAGGGCGCCCCCGGCUACACCUCAACUGUCGCUGUUCCUGACCGCCUGGAUAAAUCGUAGAGGUGGACCAAUGCACCACGGCAGCAACGCUCCGAUCGACUUGUUCAGUGACACGGGCAGCCUGGACCCUCUUCAACUGCUGCAUGGUAGGAUCGCAGAGGACACCACCGACAUGUCUGCCAAUGAACUCUCGAGGCUGGGUAACAUUGCACAUGGCGGGUUUCGCGGCUGCUGCACUGGCUCGGCUGCGGCCCUCUUCCUUGAUGCGAGUGAGGGACCAGAGAUGGAGGGCGUGCGGGCCGAUGCUCCCGCUCAGCGAUGGGUGGAGGUUCUUCUCAGAGCUGCGCUGCAGAACGGGGGACCGAAUCUUAUGACGCCCGAGGCGGCCGAGGCAACAAAGACGUAUCUCAACAGCAAACUGGGACAUUGUCCUGCUGCUGCGUCCAAGAAGCUGCAGGAGCUGGACGAAGGGAUUCGAAAGCAGAUCGCAAGGUUCAAGCAUGACUUAGAUCGGGAAGAACUCGCGUUGUUCAUGCACCACUUCUACCGCGCCUUCUUCGUGGCUCUCACUCAAGGGCGGAUUCAUGACGACGGGGUGAGCCCUUUGACUUGGGUUAAGAUGCCGCUCAGGGUUGAGGUGGGCGAGGCACGAUUGAAGCUGCUCCGCUUACCCUCCUCUGCCCAUGAGCAUCUGAUCGAGAAGCCUGAACGCCCGUCGCUUAGGCUGCAUCGACUCUUCGUCGGCGCCUUUCUGCUGGUGGUGGUGGCCAUUCUGACUGUUCCCGGGUCGUUGUGGCAGCAAGAUGGACGGACUGCAACCGAUCUGGCGCUUGGCAGCAGCACCCGUGUCGGUCUCGGUCGACUGCGGUCCAGCUCAUGGGCAUCGCCUGAGUGGCUUGUGAAUGAAAACCAGGACGUCUACACUCUCUCGACGGCGGUGGGAGAUUGGCAGAAGAUUGAAGGUUUUGACGGAAGAACAGGGGUGAGUGAGCCAGAUCAGUGCUGA